GCCGAAAAAACUUGUGCGCUCCAACACAAGAAAAACAAACCUUGAUAGUUCUACAGGUAGCUUUCGGUUUAUUCCCUUUUUUGGGCGCUGACUGUUCUUCUCUUCUCUUCCCUCGCCUCUCUCUUUGCUCUUCAAGGCACUGUACUAUCUCUUCCUCGCAAAUCUCCUUCUUCCAAGCUUUAACAUCUCAUAUCAGAAUGGCAUUGCAAUCAGCAAGCAACCCAACUACCCCUAGUGCCCAAGUGGUUGGAAAUGCUUUUGUUGAACAGUAUUACCAUAUUCUUCACACCUCACCAGAAUUGGUUUAUAGAUUUUAUCAGGAUUCAAGUGUGCUCAGCCGGCCGGAUGCCAAUGGUGUGAUGACAUCAGUGGCAACCAUGCAAGGUAUCAAUGAAAAGAUACUUUCACUUAAUUUCAAGGACUAUAAGGCAGAAAUAAAAACAGCAGAUGCCCAAAAAUCUUAUAAAGAAGGGGUUACUGUGUUGGUAACUGGAUGCUUGAUGGGCCAGGACAACUUGAGAAGGAAAUUUUCCCAGUCAUUUUUUCUUGCACCACAGGACAAUGGGUAUUUUGUUCUGAAUGAUGUUUUCAGGUAUGUGGAAGACAAUGAACCAAUAGAGAAUCACCCGGUUAAUGGUAUUGAUAAUACACCAACAGUCCCCUCAAUCCCAGAUUCAGAGCCUUCUCAUGUUCCUGAUGCUCCUGCACCAGACCCAGCAACGUCAAUUGUGGAGCAAGAUAAAAAAGUUGAUGAGAAAGUUGAUGAUCCUGUGGAAACUGAGAAACAAUUAAUUUAUGAAAAGGAGGUGAUUGUGGAAUCUCAAUCUCAUUCUAAUGGGAACAAUGUUUCUGUUGUUGAAUCUGCUUCUUCUGUCACUCAAGAGGACAUUCCAAAGAAAUCUUAUGCAUCAAUUGUUAAAGUGGCAAGAGGGGGUUCAGCUCCAAUAAAAGUUUACGUGCCUACUGGUACUGCAAAAGUGACUCCUAAGAAACCUGAGAACCAGUCUGUGUCAGUAGCACCUGCCACAGAGCCUGAAGCAUCAGUACCAAGCAGCAAUGAAACCCCUGAAAGUAGCAAUGCUCAAGAGGAAGCUGAAGGCCACUCCAUUUAUAUCCGUAAUUUGCCGUACAACAUGAUGCCUGCUCAGCUUGAGGUGGAGUUCAAGAAAUUUGGACCAAUCAAGCAAGGAGGUGUCCAAGUCAGAUAUAAUAAGCAACAGGGAUACUGUUUUGGUUUUGUGGAAUUUCAUUCUUUGAGCUCCAUGAGGAGUGCUAUUCAGGCAUCACCCAUGACUGUUGGAGGGCAUCAAGUAGUUAUUGAGAUAAAGAGAACCACCACUCGAGCUGUGGAUGCAGUUGGUAGUAGUGGAAGAGGUAGGUUUCCUUCUGGAAAGGCAGGAUUUCACAGUGACAGCUUCAGGAGCCGUGCAAAUUUUGGUGGUGGCUGGGGUUAUGGCAGGAAUGAGUUUGGUAAUCGGGGUGAAUUUUCUGGUCGAGGCAGGAGUUCAAGUGGGAGGGGUGAAGGUUACCAGCAAGGGAGAGGGAGAGGUGGCCGGUCAAGUGGAGCAAAGCAUAACCACUAAUUCUGCAUGAAACCUAACACCUUGAUUUUUUGGCAGCAUAUUUUUGGUAUCCUUAGUGCGCAACACUUAAAGAGUCUGGGAUCUGCUUUAGGCAUAUUGAUUUGAGAAAUAACUUGUGGAUUCUGAAUUGGAGUAAUGUUGAGAUGAGAAGGCAUUAGCCACCGUUUUUAGGAUCUCUUUUAUAGAAUUAGGUUAGUUCCCCCUAUGAUUUGUUAGAAAUUUCUACGAUGAUUAAGGUGAUCUGUUAGAGAAACUCCUGUUGUUACUCUAGUGGGGAAGUUGCAAAGAUGUAAUCAUGGGUGAUCCCAGCCGUGCAAUGGAUUGAUCCAUUUGCAAGAAUGUCUUAGGAACUCAAAUCUAGAAAUGAAAUUAGUUUUUCUGUACAUGGCUA
Molecule: messenger RNA, 1974 nt
Organism: Hevea brasiliensis (rubber tree)
Lineage: Eukaryota; Viridiplantae; Streptophyta; Magnoliopsida; Malpighiales; Euphorbiaceae
Product: nuclear transport factor 2
Exons: 9
Coding region: 198-1583 (461 amino acids)
Cellular component (GO): ribonucleoprotein complex; cytosol
Molecular function (GO): mRNA binding
Source: RefSeq, a predicted model, not a curated record